AUGAGGUUCUCACAAUCUUUCGUGGCUUUGGCAAUGGCCUUGUUAGGUGCUCAGGCCCUGACUAUGAACUCUGAUUCUUGCUUAAAUGCCGUUACCGCAGUUUCAAGUAAAACAUAUGUACCCGACUGCAAGGCUUAUCUAUAUACCACCGCGACACCCAAGAAAGUGACUAUCUAUAGGACAAAGACUGUAACAAGCAUACCGACAGUCAGGAAAUCCGUAACGGCAAUCAACACCCAGCUUGUCACGGCCACAAGAACCAACUCUGUCGUGCAGAUUGUUACGAUCGAUGUCACUACAACUGUGACAAUGGAUGGUACCAAGACAGUUAUUCAGCAGACCACAAAGACAAUCAUAACGACUGCCCAGAAUGUCAGCCCACCAUUCAAGAAGCGAGCAGCUAAUGCCCCUGUCAUCCCUUCUUACGCCAGCAGUGCGUGCAGAAACUCGGCUACGUACUCGUCUGCAUGUUCGCGUGUUGGUGUCACCAGUAAGACUAUUACCCUUCCCCAAACGACGAUUGCUUCAGUCAUUCAUAAGAUUAUUAUUGCACGGAGGACUACGAUCAAGACAGCUAUCGCCACCGCCUACGCCACCAAAAUAGCCAAGACAGAGAUUGUUCAGCAGACUUAUUCCACCGAGAAGAUCAGUAAAGUUGUUGGGACAGAAGUAAAGGAUAACAUCAUUGCCACCGAGACCAAGACCGAGAUCAGCACCAAGACUGAGGCAGCUGAUCCACUGCAAACGAUUCUCCUCAUCGCACACGACAGCGGUGAUCCUGACCUCGCCUCCCUCGGGGGUGUUGGUUUCGUCCAUCUAGAGAACCAAAUCGGCACUGGGAAAUACUUCCUCAACUUCACAGCUGACGUUGACACCGAUCUAACCUUCACACUCAACCAACGCACAGGAGAAUUUAAAGUCGUCAACGGACCCGGAAGUUCGAACGGAAAGGCCGCUUAG
Molecule: messenger RNA, 960 nt
Organism: Fusarium verticillioides 7600
Lineage: Eukaryota; Fungi; Ascomycota; Sordariomycetes; Hypocreales; Nectriaceae
Exons: 3
Coding region: 1-960 (319 amino acids)
Source: RefSeq, a predicted model, not a curated record